CUAGGGUUUCUCUAAAUCUUCCAGUCGCAAACCCAUCAGGUAGAGGAGAGAGCUUUUGGCAAUGGCAGCUAAACAGAGAAAGCCUCAUGCAUCCAGAAACCCCGAUUUGGUUAGGGGUAUUGGAAAGUAUUCAAGAUCUCAGAUGUAUCACAAACGUGGUCUGUGGGCAAUCAAGGCCAAAAACGGCGGAAAAUUCCCACACCAUGACCCCAAGCCCAAGGCAGCCGCCGCCCCAGAAAAACCGCCGAAGUUCUACCCUGCCGAUGAUGUCAAGAAACCGCUUGUUAACAAGCACAAACCAAGAAUCACAAAGCUCAGGUCCAGCAUCACCCCAGGUACCGUGCUUAUCAUCCUUGCUGGUAGGUUCAAGGGCAAGCGAGUGGUUUUCCUAAAGCAGCUGCCAUCUGGGUUGCUUCUCAUCUCUGGACCGUUCAAGGUCAAUGGUGUUCCCUUAAGACGUGUCAAUCAAGCUUAUGUAAUUGGGACUUCAACCAAGGUUGAUAUUUCUGGAGUCAACUUGGAUAAAUUUGAUGACAAGUACUUCGCCAAAAAAUCUGAGAAGAAGAAGAAGAAGGGAGAAGGCGAGUUCUUUGAGGCAGACAAAGAGGACAAAAAUGAGCUCCCUCAGGAGAAGAAGGAUGAUCAAAAGGCUGUGGACACACCAUUGAUUAAAGCAGUUGAAGGAGUUCCAGACUUGAAGACCUACUUGGCUGCUAGGUUUUCUCUCAAGGCAGGCAUGAAGCCUCAUGAACUUUUCUUUUAGAUCAAGUUUUGCCAAGAAUUAGGACUGUUUGUAGUGAUAUUUUCUCUCAUUGUUACCUACCCUUGUCCCUCCCUCCUCCAAAAAGCUAAUCCUUCUCUGGAGUUAAAUUGAGCACAAUGAUCCUACCUCAUUUUAAUAGUGCAUUUGGGCUUUUGUUAUUGUGUCAGGUCAUUUUAUUAGAAGAGACAUUUACCAUCAUCUUUACGACGCAGGAAAUUUACUUAUGUUCUAGUGUAUGGAUAUGUUCAUUGCUGGAAGUUUGUCAUAUCUUUUCAUAGGGC
Molecule: messenger RNA, 1044 nt
Organism: Tripterygium wilfordii
Lineage: Eukaryota; Viridiplantae; Streptophyta; Magnoliopsida; Celastrales; Celastraceae
Product: 60S ribosomal protein L6-like
Exons: 4
Coding region: 62-763 (233 amino acids)
Biological process (GO): ribosomal large subunit assembly; cytoplasmic translation
Cellular component (GO): ribosome; cytosolic large ribosomal subunit
Molecular function (GO): structural constituent of ribosome; RNA binding
Source: RefSeq, a predicted model, not a curated record